AUGGAUUAUGAUGAUGACGAUUUAGACUAUAGCUCUCAUGAAGAAGAAGAGUUUGAUGAGAAUAAGUUGAAUAAUGACGAGUACAACUUGUUGCAUGAUACGCUUCCUGCACUCAAGGAGAAACUAAAGUCAUACAACGACGAAAUACCAGAAUACGAUUUGAAGGAGGCGUUAUACUACAACUAUUUCGAAAUAGAACCCACCGUCGAAGAAUUAAAAUCAAAGUUCAAAAAGAAGAAAAUCACCAAAGCCAAAGAGAAUUUCACCCAGCCAUCGCCUGACGAUGUGGUACUAAAUGCCCAGAAGCAAGCAUUUGAAGGUGUAGCCAACUUGAAGAUUGCCCCACCGAAACAAACCAAACCAUUCAAGAAAGUCGAUAUCAGCAAAGCACUUUUAUCCCCCGAUUAUGCUAAACCACGCAAGUCUUUUGUUGUUAUUGGGCAUGUCGAUGCAGGGAAAUCCACAUUAAUGGGAAGACUUUUGUAUGAUUUUGGAAUUAUUGAUGCCAAGACAGUUAACAAACUAGUUAAGGAAGCAGAAAAGGCCGGCAAGGGAUCGUUUGCACUUGCUUGGGUGAUGGACCAGACUGAAGAAGAGAGGUCGCAUGGUGUUACUGUUGAUAUAUGUGCCACUGAUUUUGAAACUGACACCACCAAAUUCACUGCCAUUGAUGCUCCUGGACACAAGGAUUUUGUUCCGCAAAUGAUUAGUGGGGUAUCGCAAGCUGAUUUUGCGUUGUUGGUUGUUGAUUCGAUUUCGGGCGAGUUUGAGGCGGGGUUUGCGUUAGAUGGCCAGACCAAGGAGCAUACAAUUUUAGCCAAGAAUUUUGGACUAGAGAAGAUAUGUGUUGCUGUUAACAAGAUGGAUAAGGAGAACUGGGAUGAACAUCGAUUUGAUGCUAUAAAGAGCCAGAUGACAGAGUUUUUGACCAGCCCGGAGGUAGACUUUGAUAAGAGUCAGAUAGAUUUUAUUCCGAUUUCGGGGUUGACGGGGAAUAAUGUUGUCAAGAGAGAUUUGUCGGUGGACUCGUUCAAAUGGUACGUGGGCCCGACUUUGGCAGAGUAUAUUGAAGGGGUGGAAAUUGAUGCUGGGUCUAGAGACAGUCUUGCAUCUGAGCCAUUUUUUUUAUCGGUGCAUGAUGUGUAUAAAGAUAAAGGGGAAUUGAAAGUGAGUGGUAAAGUCAGUAGUGGGGUGAUAUCUUCUGGCGAAACGAUUGUGGCCUUGCCAAGUGGGGAAUCAUUGCAAGUGCAAUCGCUAAAAGUUUCGAAAAAACCAGUUGACUUUGCCAUAUCUGGUGAGUUAGCACAAAUAGCAUUCAAGACAAGCCAAAUAUCCAAUGAAAGCGUUGAUCAGAUUAGAAUUGGGGACUUGAUUACCAAACCAGGGUCGCCAGUGAAAACUGCGCACAAACUUUUAGUGCUGCUUCAUUUGUUUAACAUGGACAAGCCGUUGUUGGUGGGCACGCCAUUUGUUUUGUUUAGGAAUAAUACCCAAGUGCCAGCAAGGGUUUCCAAAAUUGUCGAAGUUGUCAAUGGCAAGAAGAAGAAGAAGGUAUUGCAUUUGGUUUCAAGGCAGACUGCGAUAGUGGAGAUUGCACUUACCAAUGCAUUGCCGGUUACAAAAUUCGACGACAAUAAAGUGCUAGGCAGAAUCGUUAUAAGAAGAGAGGGUACAACUAUUGGCGCAGGUACGGUUAUUGAUUUUUCAGAAUGA
Messenger RNA from Candida albicans SC5314, 1713 nucleotides. RefSeq names its product ribosome dissociation factor GTPase. The record is from RefSeq and is a predicted model, not a curated record. Gene Ontology annotation, molecular function: GTPase activity; GTP binding. NCBI's taxonomy places the organism in Eukaryota, Fungi, Ascomycota, Pichiomycetes, Serinales, Debaryomycetaceae. Gene Ontology annotation, biological process: translation. The coding region runs from base 1 to 1713 and encodes 570 amino acids. The transcript is spliced from 2 exons.